Messenger RNA from Pelodiscus sinensis (Chinese soft-shelled turtle), 9167 nucleotides. It is a transcript of the gene PRDM15, whose product is annotated as PR/SET domain 15. Gene Ontology annotation, molecular function: RNA polymerase II cis-regulatory region sequence-specific DNA binding; DNA-binding transcription factor activity, RNA polymerase II-specific; protein binding. Gene Ontology annotation, biological process: regulation of DNA-templated transcription. Lineage: Eukaryota; Metazoa; Chordata; Testudines; Trionychidae. The record is from RefSeq and is a predicted model, not a curated record.
CUCCAGUCCCACACUGUUACAGGCCACUGCGGGGCUCUAGCCCUGGCCCUGCUGCCCCUGGUCCUGCUGUGCCUGGCCAUGUCAGGCCCUCCUGUCGUUAGGCGCCCAGGCUGUCUGGUCCAGGUCCAUCCAUGGUCCAGAUGUUGCUGAACCAGAGAGUGCUAGUUUUUGGAGGUGUCAGAAAUGGCAGAAGAUGGCAGCGAUGAGACCAUGUUUAUUUGGUGCGAGGAUUGCGGUCAGUACCACGAUUCGGAGUGUCCUGAGCUUGGCCCAGUGGUGACAGUCAAAGAUUCCUUUGUUUUGAGCAGAGCAAGGUCAUCCCUUCCUUCCAAUUUGGAGAUCAGACAACUGGAAGAUGGGACUGAAGGAGUAUUUGCAGUGACUCAGCUGGUCAAACGUACCCAGUUUGGCCCCUUUGAAUGCAAAAGAGUUGCCAAACUGGAAAAGGAGUCAGCAUUUCCACUGAAGGUUUUCCAGAAGGAUGGGCCCCUGGUUUAUUUUGAUACCUCUAACGAAGAUGACUGCAAUUGGAUGAUGAUGGUGAGAGCAGCCACUGAAUAUGAACACCAGAACCUGACUGCCUUCCAGCAUGACAAUGAUAUUUAUUUCACCACUUCUCGGGACAUCCCCCCUGGAACUGAGCUGCGAGUGUGGUAUGCAGCUUUUUACGCCAAAAAAAUGGAAAAGCCAGUGCUGAAGCAGGUCACUAGUAUUGCCAAUGUGAGCGCUCCAGAAAGUAGUGAAGCAGAGUCCAGCCAGUGGACGUGUAAAGUGUGCUCAGUAGUUUUCCCGGAACCUCAGCUGCUGACAGAACAUCUGUUGAGUCACUUGGAACAAGCCAAAGGAGUCCCCCAGACAGGCCAAAAUGAUGCACCUCCAGAGAAAUCUUCAGAGACUCCCACUGCCGAUAAGCCUGUAACUGGUGAAAGUGCCAGUGCCAACGUGGACUCCAGGAGGACUCCCCGAAGAGGAAGAAAGCCCAAAGCAACAAAAGCAGAAACACCCCUUGUAAUUGCUGAAGCUAAAGACCCAGCAGUGGAUCGAGUAGCUGAAAUUAUAACAGAGAUCCCACCUGAUGAGGCAGCCCUUCCCUCUGCUGCAGAAGAGAGGAUUAUGGAACUGGUUUUAGGAAAGUUGCCAAGCACCACAAACAACAUUAGUACGGUAACAAAUAGGUUUUCUCAUCACCAAAACACCAUGUCCCUCAAAAGAAGUUUAAUUCUCUCCAGUAGACACGGAAUACGCCGAAAGCUGAUAAAGCAACUUGGGGAACACAAACGGGUCUAUCAGUGCAACAUUUGCAGUAAGAUCUUCCAGAACAGCAGCAACCUCAGCAGGCACAUCCGGUCUCAUGGUGACAAACUGUUUAAAUGUGAAGAAUGUGCAAAGCUGUUCAGCCGGAAAGAGAGCUUGAAGCAACAUGUUUCAUAUAAACACAGCAGAAAUGAGGUCGACAGCGACUACAGGUACAAAUGCGCUACAUGUGAAAAGGCCUUUCGGAUAGAGAGUGCAUUGGAAUUCCACAACUGCAGAACAGACGACAAAACAUUCCAGUGUGAGAUGUGUUUCAGAUUCUUUUCCACGAACAGUAACCUCUCAAAACACAAGAAGAAGCAUGGGGAUAAGAAAUUUGCAUGUGAAAUCUGCAAUAAGAUGUUCUACCGGAAGGACGUCAUGUUGGAUCAUCAAAGGAGACACAUGGAAGGGGUGAGACGUGUGAAAAGAGAAGACUUUGAGCACAACACAGAGAACAUGGUCCGCUACAAGAAGGAACCCUCAGGAUGCCCUGUCUGUGGGAAGGUAUUUUCAUGCAGGAGUAAUAUGAACAAACACCUCCUCACACACGGAGACAAGAAAUAUACCUGUGAAAUCUGUGGACGUAAAUUUUUCAGAGUGGAUGUGCUUAGAGAUCACAUUCAUGUCCAUUUUAAGGACAUUGCACUAAUGGAUGAUCACCAGAGGGAAGAGUUCAUUGGUAAAAUCGGAAUCUCAUCUGAGGAGAAUGAUGACAACUCUGAUGAAAGUGCAGAUUCUGAGCCUCACAAGUAUAGCUGCAAAAGGUGCCAGCUAACCUUUGGCAGAGGGAAGGAGUAUCUAAAACACAUCAUGGAAGUUCACAAGGAGAAAGGCUAUGGUUGUAGCAUCUGUAAUCGACGAUUCGCCUUGAAGGCAACUUACCACGCUCACAUGGUCAUUCACCGGGAGAACCUGCCUGAUCCCAACGUGCAGAAAUACAUCCACCCAUGUGAAAUUUGUGGUAGGAUUUUUAACAGCAUCGGGAAUCUGGAACGACAUAAACUUAUACACACAGGUGUAAAAAGUCAUGCGUGUGAGCAGUGUGGAAAGUCAUUUGCUAGAAAGGACAUGUUAAAAGAGCACAUGAGAGUCCAUGACAACAUCCGAGAAUACCUGUGUGCGGAAUGUGGGAAAGGAAUGAAGACAAAACAUGCUCUGCGUCACCACAUGAAACUUCACAAAGGGAUUAAGGAAUAUGAAUGCAAGGAAUGCCAUCGGAAAUUCGCGCAGAAAGUCAACAUGCUGAAGCAUUACAAAAGGCACACAGGGAUCAAAGAUUUCAUGUGUGAGCUCUGUGGGAAGACGUUUAGUGAGAGAAAUACAAUGGAGACCCAUAAACUGAUUCAUACAGUGGGGAAACAAUGGACAUGUUCAGUUUGUGAUAAGAAGUAUGUAACCGAUUACAUGCUUCAGAAGCACAUCCAGUUAACUCACGAUAAAGUAGAAGCUCAGAGUUGCCAGCUCUGUGGAACAAAGGUUUCUACCAGAGCUUCAAUGAGUCGACACAUGAGGCGCAAACAUCCAGAGGUUCUUUCAGUUCGAAUUGACGAUUUAGAGCAGCUCCCAGAAGCUACCACCAUUGAUGCCUCAUCUAUUGGGAUUGUUCAGCCUGAGUUAACCCUGGAACAGGGAGAGUUACCCGAAAGCAGGCAGAUGAAAGCUCCUAAACGUGGCCAUAAGAGAAAGCAGAAGCCAGGCGAAGAGGAGGAAGUGCAAGUGCCUGAGGAUCCUGCCUUCAGUGAAUACACAGAGAAAGAAGCUGAAUUCACAGGGAAUGUGGGAGACGAAACCAAUUCAGCUGUACAAAGUAUUCAGCAGGUGGUGGUGACCCUUGGCGACCCAAACGUCACAGCCCCUUCUAGUUCUGUUGGUUUGACAAAUAUUACCGUCACCCCGAUUACCACAGCAGCCGGAACCCAAUUUACAAACCUCCAGCCAGUGGCUGUGGGCCACCUUAGUACUCCUGAACGCCAGUUACAGCUCGACAAUUCAAUUCUUACUGUGACAUUUGAUACUGUCAGUGGUUCUGCCAUGCUGCACAAUCGCCAAAACGAUAUUCAGAUCCAGCCGCAGCCCGAGGCAGCCAAUCCCCAAUCUGUGGCCCAUUUUAUAAACCUGACAACCCUGGUGAACUCCAUUGCUCCUCUAGGGAACCAGAUUGCAGAGCAGCAUCCAUUGACAUGGAGGGCAGUGCCUCAGACCGAUGUCCUGCAGCCCCCAUCACAGCAAAUACAACAGCAGUCAGGACAGCAGCAAGUUCAAACAGAGCAGCAACAGCAGAUGUACAGCUAUUGAUUUAUACUUGAACAGUCUUGAAAUAGAUUGGACAAUGAGACAGUUUUUAAAAAAAAAAACUGGAAAACUAUAAGUGAAUUGUUUGCUGGCUACCAAACAGAGAUGAAAAAAUGUUUAUACAAUGAAAUGUAAACUAAAAUUGGCAUAGCACCCUGCAACACUGUGGUCUUGAAAUUCUCCUACUAUUUCUAAAUACAGCACCAUCCAGAAUUUGCAUUCUAAACUCAGCACUCCCAUAUGGCGGUGUGUUUUGUGCAGUAAUGGUUCUGGGUUUUAACAACUGUAUCUCAAUAGAGGGGAAAUCACAAAAAGUAAAUAUGAUUAACCCUUCAGCCAUAAAAUGUAAUUGUUUUCCAAUUUGGAGGUAAGCAUGGAAGUAGUGUAUACAGUGAGCUGGGAUUCACUGGUUGUCACCUUCUAGAGACUGAAAUGUAAAGAUCUAAUUGAGCCCUCUCCCCCCAAAAAAAGAUUGUUUUGUUUUGUUCAUCCUUAAGCAGUAUUGUAUCUAAUUGAAUAUCUGGUUAAGUAAGGGCUAGGGUUUGGGGCUGAAAGUGGGGAGAAGUCUGCAGGGUUAAAGAAAAUGUACCCAAUUCUUCAUCGAGUGCUUGUUCAUGUCCAUUGCAGUCAUGUGUGCAUGCCACGUGCCUGGACAUUGGGACCUCUUUUUCCUCUAGCAGUUCCCAUCAGGUCAGCUGUGGAACCCCCUGGAGUGGCACCUUCAUGGUGUUCUAUAUUUCACCCUGCCAACCAGACCCCCCACCCCUUCAGUUUCUUCUUAUUGUCCAUGGAAGCAUUGGAAAUGCAUUUCGCUUUUUUAGCAAGUGCUCCCUUAACAGCUCUAAUUCUCUGUUUUAGUUAUUUGUUAGCUAAUUGUAGUUAGUUUUAAGUUCCGUAAGGGGUGAGAGACUUUAUUCUAACCCUCACUCAUGAGUCUUGUCUACACUGUCUUGGGGAAAAACAACAGUCAGAAUGCUGUAACAUCCGUAGAGCAUUCGGUCUAAGGACCAAGAAAGAACAUGAAUUCCAAUUGAGACAGCUGCUCAUGGAAUCUGUACUUUAUCCCAUUCCCCAGGAUCACCUGGGUACGGCACCAACCACCUCAGUGAACAGGACCCCAGCCUCUGUCCAAGACACCAUGCUGAAGAAUGACUCUACUAUUUGAGACCCUCAGCACUGCCAUUCAAUGGCACAGAAACAAGACUGAUCAACAUCUCCGGUGGCACAUAAGUGCCAGAAGCCAGACAGAGGGCCCUUCCCUCAUAAAGGACAUAAUGUGGCACCCAUUCAGAGACCAGGUUUCUCAUCAAAAAGAGUCAGGACAGUUGAAUCCAGUGCCAAAGAGAGCACCAUUGAGUCUGGCCUCCAAUGUCUCUCUAACAGGGCAGUGCCAAGUGGAAGUAGUAGAACCUUCCACCCAGAUGCUUUUGAGGUUGCGAAGGGACCUGAUAGAGCUUAUCUUAGCCCAACCCUCGGUAACCAGGGACAAGCCUCCAAUACCAGCACUCUUCAAUGGCACACUGGAACCAUACUCGGAACUGAUCUUGCUCAACAUCAUCCCAGCACUAUGCUCAGAUCCUGUGCGCCUGGCCCUGAGGCAUCGUGGCCCUGUUUUGCUGGCACUGAGCAUGCAUCAGUAGCACUCCCACCUUGCCACCUACAGAUGUUCUAGAGCACAGACUCUGCUUUCUGGUGCCACGCACUCAGCACUAGUCCCCAUUGACUGGUCAUCAGCACCAGUUGUUGGACAGGUAAUCACAGCGCUGAUUGCUGGAGUCCUCUUGGCAUCGCCCUGGUCUUCCCUCUCUGGACUGUUGGAGUCAGAGACUCCAGCUAUUCUAGGCAAUCUCAUCACAUAUCAAGUAGAUGCCACAAGAACAUGUCACUAGCUUGGCAACCUCAAUGGCAAUCCCCUCCCCUUUGGCCCUUUUGGACCUCCUCCUGCCAAGGAAGAAUACAGAGAGAGUCCCGCCCCAGCAGCAGCCAGUAGAGUCUGAGCCUCAGGAGGCCCCUAUGCCACUGCUUGACACCUUCUGUACCUCACUUGAUGGCAGGAGCAUCGGCAGCAGGGCCCCACCCAUCAAUCACAAGGCCCACUGGGACCUUUGCCGAAUUGCCCAAAGUAUGGGCCUACAGGGUGAGGAAGUUGAGGCAGAAGACCCCAUGAUUAACAUUUUAGCCCCAGAGGGGGCUGAUCAGGGUUGCGUUGCCUCUGCUUAAGUCUAUUCAGAACACAACAAAACCUUUUGGGAGUUAUCAGCCUCCAUCCCGCCCAGUGCCAGGGGAGCUGAGAGGAAAUACUUCAUCCCUUCCAAGGGAUAUGAGUAUCUCUUCUUCCACCCACAUCCUAGCUCCAUAGUCAUUUUGGCAGGGAACAAAAAGUAGUGCAAAGGCCAGCAGGUCCAGUGCCCAAAUCCAAGGAUGUUAAGCGCAUGGAUCUUUUCAGAAGGAAGGUCUGUGUCAUGGGUGGCCUCCAGCAGAGGGUAGGUAAUCAAUAGGUAUAAUUCUUGGUCUUCAGAGAGCAAAUUUAUUGAGCUGUUCCAGGUUGAAUUGAGAGCAGAGUGCUCAGCCUUAGUCAAAGAAGGGAAAAUAGUGGUGAGGACCUAGCUACAAGCGUCCCUAGACUCUGCAGACUCAGCCAUGAGAACUAUUUCCUUGAGAGUGAUUAUGAGAAGAACCUUGUGGCUUCAGGCAUCUGAGUUGCCCCAUGAGGUCUGACAGACCCUCCAGGACCUUUCAUUCGAAGGAGGAGGGUUGUUUUUGGAUCAAACAGACUGAAGGCUGCAUAGACUUAAGGCUCUGAAAUCGCUGGGGAUGCAUGUACUUGGGAUUCAGCACAAGCAGUUAAAGCCCCAGCUGCAGCAGCAGCAAUAUCAGCCUUGUAAAAAACAGGACUUCUACCACAGGAAGUGUAGAAACACCUGGUGCAGGCCUGGGGGCCAGCCUUCAGGAAAGCCACAGGGUCUGACCAAAUCAUUGGGUGCCAAACAAGGCAUUUGAAGGUGCACUCGAGAAUGGCAUACCAGACCCACCACCAGAUCCUUCCCCAUGGCUUUGUUUUUUUAAUCAUCUAUCUCACUUCUACUGUGCAUUGGGCCCUCAUCACUUGAGACUACUGGAUUCUUUGCUCGGUGGAAGUUGGAUAUUUUCUCCAGUUCCCUUCUUCCUCACCCUCCUAUCACCUUUCCCUGUCCUUUUGGGGACAUUUCUCACAAGCAGUUGCUUACACCGGAGGUGCAAUCACUCCUUGCCAUAGGAGCAGUGGAGGAGGUUCCUUGGGCGCUUAAGAGGCAAGGGAUUUUACUCCCAGUAUUUCCUCAUCCCCAAAGCAAAGGGGUGUCUCAGACCCAUACGUGAUUUGUGAGAACUCAAUCAGUUCGUGUAAAGCUGAAGUUCUGCAUGAUCUCCCUGAACAACAUCAUACCUUCCUUGGAUCUGAGACUGGUACACUGCCUUAGACAUGAAGGACACGUACUUCCAUAGAGUCAUUCUGCCAUCACAGAGAUGCUUCCUCAGAUUUGUAAUCAAUCAGAAACAUUAUCAGUUCACUGUGCUCCUAGCUUGGUCUGUCAACACUCUCCCUCUCAUAUGUUCACCAAGCGCAUAUUGGUGGCAGCAGCCUUUCUCUGCCAGACGUGAGUUCAGGCGUAUCCCUACCUAGAUGACUGGUUGCUGUGGGGAUGCUCCAGAGAGAAGGAAGAAUUCUAAGUACAGCUACUCAGAGAUACUUUCCCCAGAAUGGAGCUCAUCUUAAACCUGGGGAAAUCCACCCACAUAUCAGCCUUGAGAACAGAAUUCAGUGAUAGCACUGGACUCAAAACAGGCAAAAGAAGUGCUGCCGAUUCCCAAUUCCAAGCCUGAUCACAGAUGCUUCAUGGGUAAACCCCUUAGAGUGCCAAUGCUCUCAGUCAGUGAGGGAAGUCCUUCUUGGCAGGGGGAAACCUUCCACCAGAGCCACUUACCUUGCUAAAUAAAAGAGGUUCUCAAUGCUGGUGUGAGCAGUGUCGCCUACCUCCGCUCCAGGCAUCCAUACCAUUCGUUCUAGAAUACCUGCUCCACUUAAAGCAGCAGGGCCCGGUGGGAUCAUCUAUCAAGGUGCACCUAAGGGGCCAUCUAGCAUUCCACCCCUGGGAGCUGGGGUGCUCAGUAUUCAUCAAUCGCAUGGUAGUGCACUUCCUCAAAGCCCUAGAGUAGCUAUGCCCACAUUCACGACGACCUAUACCUAUCUAGGAUCUCUGCCUAGUCCUCUCUAAGAUCAUGGGUCUACCCUUCAAGCCCCUGGCCACAUGCUUCCUUCAUAUAUCUCUCAUGGAAGGUGGUGUUUCUAGUGGACAUUACAUCAACCAGGAGGUUGUACAAAUUGAAAGCUCUGACUUGUGAACCUCUAUACGCCAUCUUUCAUAAAGACAAGGUACAGCCUUACUGCUUAAGGUUGUAUCUCCAUUCCAUAUGGGACAGGACAUUUUUCUGCCAGUAUUCUACCUGAAACCAUACACUAACGCAUGUCAGCAGAGGCUUCGCUCUCUGGAUGUCUGAGGAGUGCUAGCUUUCUACAUCGAGUGCACAAAAUCACUCAGAAAAUGAAGUGGCAGCAGCCCAAAUGAAAGGUCUCCCAGUCUCAUUGUAACGCAUCUCGUCUUGGAUCUCUGCUAAGGUUCCAGCUCAAAUGAUCACAGCACAUUCAACAAGAGUGCAUGCCUCCUCAGCUGCCUUCCUGGCAUAGAUCCCAUCCAAAAGAUCUUCAGAGUGGCAACCUGGUUCUCAGUGUACACAUUUACCAUUCACUAUGCCAUCAGCCAGCAAGUCAGAGAUGAUGCAGCAGUUGGCAGAGCAGUCCUCCAAUCAGUCAUUCCUUAACUCCAAUUCCACUGUCAGGGCGGGAUGGGGAUCUUGGGAAUCACCUCAUUGGAAUCAACAUGAACAAGCACUCGAAGGGGAAAAAAUAGUUAUUCACCUCUUGUAACUGUUGUUCUUCGAGAUGUGAUAUUCAUAUCCAUUCUAAUAUCCAUCCACCCCAUCCCACCCCCAUUGGAGUAGUUGGCAAGAAGGAACCGGGGGGGAGGGGGAAAGUGUCGGGUUGGCAGGAUGAUAUACAGUGUGCCAUGAAGACGCUGCUCCAGGAGCUCCAUGGCUGUCCCAAAGGGAGCUGCUGGGGAGGAAAGUUUCCGGUAUCUGUGCAUGCAACACACACACAACUGAUUUACAAUGGAUGUGAACAACAUAUCUUGAAGAAUAACAGUUAUGAGAGGUGAGUAACCCAUCUUUUUCAUGAAAUAUUUCCAUUGUAGUGAUGGAAAAAUCUUUUAUCAGUAAAACAUGUCAGUGCUACCUGAAGCAAAUAGCCAGUCUAAUAUUUAUAAAAACCUUUAUGGUCUUCUAGUAAAUGUAAGUUUAAAUCAAACCAGUUAUGAGCUGAAACCAUAAUGUGAUAAAAUUUAUUUAAUUUUGUCAAAAUUGCUCUUUCAGUAUUGCUUUUAUCUAAUAGGCCUGAAGAGCAAUCGGUCCCCUUUGAUCAAGUUCAGGAUGUGAAUUUACCAAUUAGUCUUCUUUCAUCAUGUAAUAAACAUUUGAGAGAGUAA